GCGAAAAUGUUAUUUCCAUUAAUAUUGCGUGUGGUCACUCCCCGACAAACAAAUCAGCUGCUGUAGAAACAAUAAACUCAAUAUACAAAUCAAUUUUGAGCAAAAUGACGGAGUACUGGAAAUCAAAUGAGCGCAAGUAUUGUGACUUCUGCAAGUGCUGGCUAAGCGACAACAAAGCCAGCAUCGCCUUUCAUGAGAGUGGUAAACGACAUAAGUUAAAUGUGGCGAAACGAAUCACGGACAUCAGUCGCAGUAGCGAGAAGGCGGAGCGCGAAAAACAAAAAAUGAAUAUGGAGAUACGCAAAAUGGAGGAGGCGGCCAUGAAGUCUUAUGCACAAGAUAUUCACGGACAUCAUGGCGAUAUGACAGCGCGUUCCAUCCACACAGUGCUCGGGGCCAACGCAGCUGCAUCAUCGAGUGGCAGCAGCAAAUUAAGCUACGGUAAACCGCGGCAAGUGGACCCAAUGCGAUUGGAAGGCGAUUCGGACGAGGAGGAGGAUUCAAGGCGUGUGAAUGUGGAUAAAGUUGGCUCCGAGGCUGUGCCAGAUGCAUCGCUCUGGGUAGAAGGCAAGUCCGAUGAGGGGCACACUUAUUAUUGGAAUGUGAAGACCAAUGAAUCCGUCUGGGAACCACCCAAGGAGGGCUUUCUAUCUUACGAGGAGUAUGAGCGCAUCAAUCAGCUGGCCAUCAAUCAGCAGGAAAUCACACAGGCUGAGGAAUCACUGCGGUUUCGCGCCAAUGUCGAUGAAGAAGUCGCUCGCUUCAAUCGAGAACGCCAUGCGCAGUUAUAUCGUAAGCCCGAGAGUUCCAAAGAAAAGAAGCAAAAGGAAGAGAAGCGUUUAGAGUUUAAAACGGAAGAGGAGGCGGCUACCAAAGAGAUUGGCCAGUGGCAGGUGGUCGAAACCAAGCCGGCAGCAGCGCCCAUCGAUUGGGAGUUGCCCCAAACCGAUUAUUAUGUUGCGGCGCCGGUUGUCUCUGCACUGCCAGACUCGGAGCCACCUGUAAAGCGUUUUAAGGAGAAAACGAUAACGACAUUGGAUGCAGGAGCCUCCUCAUCCAGUGGAUCUUCCACUUUUAAGAAGCGCAAAUUUGCUAAUAAAGGCAAUGCACGCAAACCUUUAGACGAUUAGCAUAAGAUGUAAACUAGUUUUAGGAUUAAGUAAAAAAUCAUUAACAUUUCAAA
This is a messenger RNA of Drosophila albomicans, 1183 nucleotides long. Its product is annotated as WW domain-binding protein 4. The transcript is spliced from 4 exons. Gene Ontology annotation, biological process: mRNA splicing, via spliceosome. Gene Ontology annotation, cellular component: nucleus; precatalytic spliceosome. Bases 105 to 1130 code for a protein of 341 amino acids. The record is from RefSeq and is a predicted model, not a curated record. Gene Ontology annotation, molecular function: protein binding; zinc ion binding; RNA binding. Lineage: Eukaryota; Metazoa; Arthropoda; Insecta; Diptera; Drosophilidae.